AGUGUUGGGAAAUUUUUUUUUAGUUUAUUGCAAGGCAGAUCUACCUUGGUUUAUUGUUUUCGGCCAUAUACAUUUGCUCAUUUUUGUAAUCAUGGACGCUGCACAAUCAACAUCACCGGAGUUAUCAUCCAACUCCCCUGAACCCAAACCAUCCACUGUUCCAACUCAGCUAUUGAGAGAAAAGAUACGCGAAUAUACCAAAAAACAUCGGGAAGCAAUUCGCGCCGAAGUUUCAGACUCCUUGAGAUUUCAGUUGGGCGAGAUUAAAGAACGUAUCCAAGAGUUGGACAAUGUCACUGAGAAAGAUGUUGCUGGUCUAGCUGCUCGCAUAAAACGCAGAAAGCAUGCCACAAUCGAAGAUAUGUACAGACUAUCUCAUGCAUUUCUACAGAAUGUGGCCAAUAUACAAGCAUUUAAUAAAAUUCCCGGUUCCAUGCAGGUUCUGAUCAAAGAACUUACUGGAAAUGACUCGGAAAGACAAAUGUCAGCUGCAGAGUGUCUGUGUAAUCUUUCACUUGGCGAAGGACCGGUAUGCGAGAAAAUUGCAUCGGCUGCGGGAAGUUAUCUGGUAACCUAUUUACAUAGCACAGAAUCUCAGUUGGUGCGUCUAUGUUUGUGGAUAAUAGCGAAUAUUUUGGCAACAGGUCAAAAGUGUGCUUCCGUUCUGAUGAAAAUGCAAUUGUUGCCACAAUUAUGGAAAAUGUACUGUGAUGAUGAGAUUGCAGAUCCUCUGUUAGAUUAUAGAGAAGAUGCUGCAAUUUGUUUGCAACUUAUGUCGUUGAACGCUCCAAAUCUUAUGACCCAAGAAGAUCGCAACUUUGUACUGCAACAGAUGGCCGAUAAAAAUCCAACUUGUGUGGCUGCUGAAUAUCACCUUUUCAUCGUAUUUCAUAUCCUUUUUACAGAACCGCAUAUAAUUUCCACAUUAUAUCCACCUGACGCUUUAUAUCUCCUGAACUUUUCCUUAAUUAAUUUAAACAAUACCAACAAUUUUCUCACCCAGCCACAACGCCUGAAGAUCUUAUAUUCAAUACGCGUUUUGGGUAAUCUCUUAGUUGUCCAGCCCUUAAUUUAUUCAACAUUAUUAUUACAAGUAUCUUGUGUUUGGAAAUCCAGCAUCACUGCAUUGUUAAAUAAGCUGUUUGCAUUCCAUAAUGAACAUUUGUCUCAAGAGGCAUUGUGGCUAUUGAAAAUCAUUCUACAUUUGGAAGAAGAAAAUGCCUUUAUGCAACCAAAUAUAUUGGAAAGCAUUCAUAUUUUUGAAGAGUGUAUGCCAUUUGAUGAUAAACCUAUUGAAGAGGAGGCAGCGGCGGCAAUGGCGGUUUAAAUAUUAUGUUAAUUGUUAUUUCGUUUUAGAUUUUUUGUAUAUACCUAUGGUUAAAAAAUAAUUUAUGAAUUUGUUUGAAACAGAACUGAAGUUUGUAUAAAUCUACAAAAUUUAAGUGAAUAAAUGAAAAAUGAUUUUUAA
Musca domestica (house fly) is the source of this 1468-nucleotide messenger RNA. RefSeq lists its product as uncharacterized. The transcript has a single exon. Lineage: Eukaryota; Metazoa; Arthropoda; Insecta; Diptera; Muscidae. The coding region runs from base 92 to 1327 and encodes 411 amino acids. The record is from RefSeq and is a predicted model, not a curated record.